Molecule: messenger RNA, 6270 nt
Organism: Myotis myotis
Lineage: Eukaryota; Metazoa; Chordata; Mammalia; Chiroptera; Vespertilionidae
Product: voltage-dependent R-type calcium channel subunit alpha-1E
Exons: 40
Coding region: 34-5724 (1896 amino acids)
Biological process (GO): calcium ion import across plasma membrane; chemical synaptic transmission
Cellular component (GO): voltage-gated calcium channel complex; neuronal cell body; membrane
Molecular function (GO): calcium ion binding; high voltage-gated calcium channel activity
Source: RefSeq, a predicted model, not a curated record
GAGAGAGAGAGAGUGGAGAACCGGAGGGCUUUCAUGAAGCUGCGACGCCAGCAGCAGAUUGAGCGGGAGCUGAACGGGUACCGCGCCUGGAUCGACAAAGCGGAGGAAGUCAUGCUUGCUGAAGAAAAUAAAAAUGCUGGCACAUCAGCCUUGGAAGUGCUUCGAAGGGCCACCAUCAAACGCAGCCGCACGGAGGUCAUGACUCGAGACUCCAGCGACGAGCACUGUGUGGAUAUCUCCUCCGUGGGCACACCCCUCGCCCGAGCCAGCAUCAAAAGCGCAAAGGUGGACGGGGCCUCCUAUUUCCGGCACAAGGAAAGGCUUCUGCGCAUCUCUGUCCGCCACAUGGUGAAAUCCCAGGUGUUUUACUGGAUUGUGCUGAGCCUGGUGGCUCUCAACACCGCCUGCGUGGCCAUCGUCCAUCACAACCAGCCCCAGUGGCUCACCCACUUCCUCUACUAUGCAGAAUUUCUGUUUCUGGGACUCUUCCUCUUGGAGAUGUCCCUGAAGAUGUACGGCAUGGGGCCUCGCCUUUAUUUCCACUCUUCCUUCAACUGCUUUGAUUUUGGGGUCACAGUGGGCAGUAUCUUUGAAGUGGUCUGGGCCAUCUUCAGACCUGGAACAUCUUUUGGAAUCAGUGUCUUGCGAGCUCUCCGGCUUCUAAGAAUAUUUAAAAUAACCAAGUACUGGGCAUCCCUACGGAAUUUGGUGGUCUCCUUGAUGAGUUCCAUGAAGUCUAUCAUCAGUUUGCUCUUCCUCCUCUUCCUCUUCAUCGUGGUCUUUGCUCUCCUAGGAAUGCAGCUGUUUGGAGGCAGGUUUAACUUUAAUGAUGGGACUCCUUCGGCAAACUUUGACACUUUCCCUGCAGCCAUCAUGACUGUAUUCCAGAUCCUGACAGGCGAGGACUGGAAUGAGGUGAUGUACAAUGGGAUCCGCUCCCAGGGUGGGGUCAGCUCAGGCAUGUGGUCAGCCAUCUAUUUCAUUGUGCUCACCUUGUUUGGAAACUACACGCUGCUGAACGUGUUCUUGGCCAUCGCUGUGGACAAUCUGGCCAACGCCCAGGAGCUGACCAAGGAUGAGCAGGAAGAAGAGGAGGCUUUCAACCAGAAGCACGCGCUGCAGAAGGCCAAGGAGGUCAGCCCGAUGUCCGCACCCAACAUGCCUUCUAUCGAAAGAGACAGAAGGAGAAGACACCACAUGUCGAUGUGGGAGCCACGCAGCAGCCACCUGCGGGAGCGGAGGCGCCGCCACCACAUGUCGGUGUGGGAGCAGCGCACCAGCCAGCUGAGGCGGCACAUGCAGAUGUCCAGCCAGGAGGCCCUCAACAAGGAGGAGGCCCCGCCCAUGAACCCGCUCAACCCCCUCAACCCACUGAGCCCCCUCAACCCGCUCAACGCCCACCCCAGCCUCUACCGGAGAUCCCGGCCCCUGGAGGGGCUGGCCCUGGGCCUGGGCCUGGAGAAGUGUGAGGAGGAGCGCAUCAGCCGCGGGGGGUCCCUCAAGGGGGACGCAGGGGACCUCUCCAGUGCCCUGGACCACCAGAGGAGCCCCUUGCCACUGGGCAAACGGGAGCCGCCGUGGCUGGCCAGGCCCUGCCAUGGGAACUGUGACCCCACCCAGCAGGAGGCUGGGGGAGGGGAGGCGGUGGUGACCUUUGAGGACCGGGCCAGGCACAGGCAGAGCCAGCGGCGUAGCCGGCACCGCCGAGUCAGAACGGAAGGCAAGGAGCCCUCCUCCGCCUCCCAGAGCCGGUCGGCCAGCCAGGAGCGGGGCCUGGAUGACGGCGUGCCCACCGAGGGGGAGAAGGACCGCGAGCCCAGGGGCGGCCAUGGGGGCAAGGAGCCCACAAUCCAGGAAGAAGAGAGAGCCCAGGACUUGAGGAGGACCAACAGUCUGAUGGUGCCCCGAGGCUCUGGGCUGGCAGGAGCCCUCGAUGAGGCUGACACCCCCCUCGUCCCGCCGAACACAGAACCAGAAGAGGGGAAGGUGCUGACGGAGCAGGAGCCUGAGGGCAGCAGCGAGCAAGCCCUGCUGGGGGACGUGCAGCUGAACGUGGGCCGGGUCAGCCAGAGCGAGCCCGACCUCUCCUGCGUCACGGCCAACACGGACAAGGCCGCCACCGAGAGCACCAGCGUCACUGUCGCCAUCCCCGACGUGGACCCCCUGGUGGACUCGACCAUGGUGCACAUCAGCAACAAGACUGAUGGCGAAGCCAGUCCCUUGAAGGAGGCAGAGAUCAAAGAGGAGGAGGAGGAAGAGGAGAAGAAGCAGAAGAAGGAGAAGCGUGAGACGGGCAAAGCCAUGGUGCCCCACAGCUCCAUGUUUAUCUUCAGCACCACCAACCCGAUCCGCAGGGCCUGUCACUACAUCGUGAACUUGCGCUACUUUGAGAUGUGCAUUCUCCUGGUGAUUGCGGCCAGCAGCAUCGCCCUGGCGGCCGAGGACCCGGUCCUGACCAACUCGGAGCGCAACAGAGUCCUGCGGUACUUUGACUAUGUUUUCACGGGUGUGUUCACCUUUGAGAUGGUUAUAAAGAUGAUCGACCAGGGCUUGAUUCUGCAGGACGGGUCCUACUUCCGAGACCUGUGGAACAUCCUGGACUUCGUGGUGGUGGUUGGUGCGCUGGUGGCCUUUGCUUUGGCAAACGCUUUGGGAACCAACAAGGGGCGGGACAUCAAGACCAUCAAGUCCCUGCGGGUGCUCCGCGUGCUGAGGCCUCUGAAGACCAUCAAGCGCCUGCCCAAGCUCAAGGCUGUCUUUGACUGCGUGGUGACCUCAUUGAAGAACGUCUUCAACAUCCUCAUUGUCUACAAGCUCUUCAUGUUCAUCUUUGCUGUUAUCGCCGUUCAGCUCUUCAAGGGAAAGUUCUUUUAUUGCACGGACAGUUCCAAGGACACAGAGAAGGAGUGCAUAGGCAACUACGUAGAUCACGAGAAAAACAAGAUGGAGGUGAAAGGUCGGGAAUGGAAGCGCCAUGAAUUCCACUACGACAACAUCAUCUGGGCUCUACUGACCCUCUUCACUGUCUCCACGGGGGAAGGAUGGCCUCAGGUUUUGCAGCAUUCUGUCGAUGUGACGGAGGAAGACCGAGGCCCGAGCCGCAGCAACCGCAUGGAGAUGUCCAUCUUUUACGUGGUCUACUUUGUGGUCUUCCCUUUCUUCUUUGUCAACAUCUUCGUGGCUCUCAUCAUCAUCACCUUCCAGGAGCAAGGGGACAAGAUGAUGGAGGAGUGCAGCCUGGAGAAGAACGAGAGGGCGUGUAUCGACUUCGCCAUCAGCGCCAAGCCGCUCACCCGCUACAUGCCGCAGAACAGGCACACCUUCCAGUACCGCGUCUGGCACUUCGUGGUGUCUCCGUCCUUUGAGUACACCAUCAUGGCCAUGAUCGCCUUGAACACCAUCGUGCUGAUGAUGAAGUACUACUCUGCGCCCUGUACUUAUGAGCUGGCCCUGAAGUACCUGAAUAUCGCCUUCACCAUGGUGUUUUCCUUGGAAUGUGUCCUGAAGAUCAUCGCGUUUGGCUUCUUGAACUAUUUCCGAGACACCUGGAAUAUCUUCGACUUCAUCACCGUGAUCGGCAGCAUCACAGAAAUCGUUCUGACGGACAGCAAGCUGGUGAACACCAGCGGCUUCAAUAUGAGCUUCCUGAAGCUCUUCCGCGCCGCCCGCCUCAUCAAGCUUCUGCGUCAGGGCUACACCAUCCGGAUUUUGCUCUGGACCUUCGUGCAGUCCUUCAAGGCCCUGCCCUACGUCUGCCUUUUGAUUGCCAUGCUGUUCUUCAUCUAUGCCAUCAUUGGAAUGCAGGUAUUUGGAAACAUAAAGUUGGAUGAGGAGAGUCACAUCAACCGGCACAACAACUUCCGGAGUUUCUUUGGGUCCCUCAUGCUGCUCUUCAGGAGUGCCACAGGCGAGGCCUGGCAGGAGAUAAUGCUGUCGUGCCUCGGGGAGAAAGGCUGUGAGCCCGACACCACGGCGCCCUCCGGGCAGAACGAGAAUGAACGCUGCGGCACCGAUCUGGCCUACGUUUACUUUGUCUCCUUCAUCUUCUUCUGCUCCUUCUUGAUGCUUAACCUGUUCGUGGCCGUCAUCAUGGACAACUUCGAGUACCUGACUCGGGACUCGUCCAUCCUGGGGCCUCACCACUUGGAUGAGUUUGUCCGCGUCUGGGCAGAAUACGACAGAGCUGCAUGUGGCCGCAUCCAUUACACUGAGAUGUAUGAAAUGCUGACUCUCAUGUCACCACCGCUAGGCCUCGGCAAGAGAUGUCCCUCCAAAGUGGCCUAUAAGAGGUUGGUCCUGAUGAACAUGCCCGUGGCGGAGGACAUGACAGUGCACUUCACCUCCACCCUGAUGGCUCUGAUCCGGACUGCUCUGGACAUCAAGAUCGCCAAAGGUGGUGCUGACAGGCAGCAGCUAGACUCGGAGCUACAGAAAGAGACCCUGGCCAUCUGGCCUCACCUGUCCCAGAAGAUGCUAGAUCUGCUUGUGCCCAUGCCCAAAGCCUCUGACCUGACUGUGGGCAAAAUCUAUGCAGCAAUGAUGAUCAUGGACUACUAUAAGCAGAGUAAGGUGAAGAAGCAGAGGCAGCAGCUGGAGGAACAGAAAAAUGCACCCAUGUUCCAGCGCAUGGAGCCCUCGUCUCUGCCGCAGGAGAUCAUCGCCAAUGCCAAAGCUCUGCCUUACCUCCAGCAGGACCCCGCUCCAGGCCUGAGUGGCCGGAGUGGGUACCCUUCGAUGAGUCCGCUCUCCCCCCAGGAAAUAUUCCAGCUGGCGUGUAUGGACUCAGCCGAUGACGGACAGUUCCAGGAGGAGCAGGCUCUGGUAGUAACAGACCCCAGCUCCAUGAGACGUUCGUUUUCCACUAUUCGGGACAAGCGUUCAAAUUCCUCGUGGUUGGAGGAAUUCUCCAUGGAGCGAAGCAGUGAAAACACCUACAAGUCCCGGCGCCGGAGUUACCACUCCUCCCUGCGGCUGUCAGCCCACCGGCUGAACUCGGACUCCGGCCACAAGUCUGACACCCACCGCUCAGGGGGCAGAGAGCGGGGACGAUCGAAAGAACGAAAGCAUCUUCUCUCCCCCGAUGUCUCCCGCUGCAACUCAGAGGAGCGAGGGACCCAGGCCGACUGGGAGUCCCCAGAGCGUCGCCAGUCCAGGUCGCCCAGUGAGGGCAGGUCACAGACGCCCAAUAGACAGGGCACGGGCUCCUUGAGUGAAAGCUCCAUCCCCUCCAUCUCUGACACCAGCACCCCAAGACGAAGUCGUCGGCAGCUCCCACCCGUCCCCCCGAAGCCUCGGCCCCUCCUGUCCUACAGCUCGCUGAUUCGACACACGGGAAGCAUCUCUCCCCCGGCGGAUGGGAGCGAGGGCGGCUCCCCGCUGACCUCCCAGGCUCCGGAGAGCAACGACGCAGGCCUGCCCGAGUCUUCCAGGCCCCCGCACGGCCACCCCUCCCCGCAGCGCUACAUCUCCGAGCCCUACCUGGCCCUGCACGAAGACGCCCAAGCCUCGGACUGCGGCGAGGAGGAGACGCUCACCUUCGAAGCGGCCGUGGCCACCAGCCUGGGCCGUGCCAACACCAUCGGCUCAGCCCCGCCCCUGCGACACAGCUGGCAGAUGCCCAACGGGCACUAUCGGCGGCGGAGGCGUGGGGGCCCGGGGCCGGGCAUGAUGUGUGGAGCAGUCAGCGACCUCCUGAGUGACACGGAAGAAGACGACAAAUGCUAGAGGCUGCUCCCCCCUCCGAUGCAUGCUCUUCUCUCACACGGAGAAAACCAAGACCGAAUUGGGAAGCCAGUGCGGCCCGGGGGGGAGGAGGAGGGAAGGACCGUGUGCUUAUCAGAGGAGGAAAGGACCAACGGCAACCAGUCGAACCCACCAAAUUGCUUUACUUCCCUUUGCAAGAUGGGCACUGCCAUAGUUCUGCCUCUUUGCUGGGGAAAGAAGACGAGAGAACAUGGAGGGUGGCCCCUGGAGAGGGGACACCGGGAUCGCUCUGCUUCCACUGCCCCUUCCCACUUUGCUAAAAGCCGUGGAGGAAGUGAGCUGGCCUGUGUCCAUGUCCAUUGCCCUGCGACGCCUGGAAGCCUUUCUGGCUCAUAACUGGGGGGGCGGGGGGUUGUGGUGACCCUAGGAAGGGAGUCUCCUCCCUCCCUCACCAAGGGCCUCAAGGCAGAGUCUGUUUUCCACCAGCACCAUCCGCUGGGGCCAUUGCAUCUCACGCGUCACCCUGGGGCUGGCUUCCCCAAAGAAGCACAGACUAAGUUGAGGAGC